UGGCACAGCAAAUAUUACGAGUGGAGGUGCAGCUGCCAAUGCCAAGCGAGGUCGUAGUCCUGCUGCAAUGGGUGGCGCUGCUGCGAAGAAGCAAAAGACUGAUGCAAAAGGAACUAAACUACCAACUGAUCAUGCAGCAGCUGCUUCGGAACAGCGACCCCAUAGUUUCACAGUCGACAGCCAGGGGAAUACGACGUCAUACAACAACAAUCACGCUGGACGAGCUGGUGGAGGUGGAGGUGGACCUGCAGGCGCAAAGGGACCACAUAAGGAUCCAAACACGUGUAGCACUUUACUCUCCAGUUGCAUCGAAGAUAAUUUUCUCUACAUGUUGGACAUUUUCGAAGCGAUCUUAUGCAAUCCGCCUGCACAUGAGAAGUUCCAGGAGUAUGCGCCGCUUUUUCAACGUACGUUCGGUCGAUGCUUUCUCUAUGAUCGUGCAAGAGUGUUUGCGAAUUCAGAGACGACGAUACGGCAUACGGUGAAUACCUCUCGAAGGAGAAACACCUGCACAACUUAUGGCAGGAGGAAAAAAUUGUACUACUCCUAUCUUUGACAAAGAACUCAUCCUCACGAAAAAUUAUAACUCAAGGCAGCACGUUCUAACUUUUCGAACGUGCCUCUUUUCUUGAUGAGAUUGAGUAUUCCCGUUAUUUGUCUUUUCAUACACCUGCAGAAACAGUCAUUACGACACGAUCCGUAGCGUCGAGUAGUGGUAGUGGUUGGAGUGCCACAUCAAGUAGAUACACUGGUUCUCAA
Molecule: messenger RNA, 759 nt
Organism: Amoebophrya sp. A25
Lineage: Eukaryota; Dinophyceae; Syndiniales; Amoebophryaceae
Source: the annotation of a GenBank genome assembly